UGUGUGUGUGUGUGUUUUUGUGUGGAAUUACUGGAUUGAAUUUUGAUAUGUUCAAGCUGAAUUCUGGAGUGAACUUUGAUCUGUUCAAGCUUCAGCUCCCAAACAGGAUUGUGAGAGUUCAUUUUCCGUAGUGCAACCAUUAUAUGUUUCAGGUCAACUGCUUUGUACUCUUCAAAAUGGCUAUAAAGAAUAACACCCCAAAAAUAUCCUUCAGUUUGCUUGCCCACAAACUUGCUUAUAGAGAAUUGAUACUGGCUUUUCUUCUCUUUGCCAAAAGUGGCUGGACUUCACUUGCAUCUGUAAUUUGGGAUGCUUGGCUGGGUUUCAUGUAGGGUUUGUCUAGAUUGGGGUAUGUUAUAUGUAGGUUGGGUUGACUUUUCAGGCAUGCUGUGAGAUUAGUAGAGCUUGGGGUUGCGAGGGAAGUAUAACCCUUCAGACAAAGUUUGGUACGCAGUGAAGUUUGGUUUUAUGAUGUUUAACAUUAUCUGGUGUACUCAACAAAAUGCGUUGGUAGAUACAUAUUCUUAGUACCUCAUCCAUGUCAUGGAAAUAUUAAAUGAGAUCCCUGCCAAGAAAACAAAGAGGCUAACUUCUGUUGUAUGGAAUCACUUUGAAAGAGUUAGAAAGGCAGAUGCACAAUAUGCCGUUUGUGUCCACUGCAAGAAGAAACUGAGUGGAUCCAGUAAUAGUGGUACAACUCAUUUAAGAAAUCAUCUGUUACGAUGUCUGAAGAGAUCGAAUUAUGAUGUUUCUCAAAUACUUUCUGCCAAGAGGAAGAGAAAGGAAACUAGUCAGAGUCCUCUUCGUCAAAGUAAUCUUGGUCUUACAACCACCUAUGAAGAAGGGAAAGUAAAAGAUGAAAUCCUCAGUCCUCUACCUCUUAAGUUCGAUCAGGAGCCAAAAAAAGAAGAACCAAAUCAGACUAUCAAUCUCGGAAGUGUUAAAUUUGAUCAAGAGCGUAGUCGGUUGGAUCUCGCUCGAAUGAUCAUGUUACAUGGUUAUCCUCUGGCCAUGGUGGACCAUGUAGGAUUCAAAAUAUUUGUCAAGAAUCUGCAGCCGAUGUUUGAGGUUAAUAAUAAUGGUGCCGUUGAACUAGACUGCAUGGCCAUCUACAGCAAGGAGAAACAGAAGGUAUACGAGGCCGUUCAUCAUUUGCAUGGUAGAAUUAACCUUGCUGUUGACAUGUGGGGUUCACCUGAGAGUUCUGAGUAUAUUUGCCUGACAGCUAAUUAUAUUGAUGAGGACUGGAGGCUACAGAAGAAGAUGCUUAAUUUCAUAUCAUUGGACCCAUCUCACACUGAUGACAUACUUUCAGAGGUUAUUAUUAAGAGUUUGACAGACUGGGCUAUUGACCGCAAGUUGUUUUCCAUGACAUUUGAUGAUUGUUCUGCCUAUGAAGUUAUGGUGUUCAGGAUAAAGGAUUGGCUAUCUCAAAAUAGACCACUUUUAAAGAAUGGCGAUCUAUUUGAUGUGCGAUGUGUUACACAUCUUUUGAAAUCCAUUGUUCAAGAAGUCAUGGAAUCAUGUCGGGAUGUGACCCAUAAGAUCCGAGAGAGUGUAAGGCAUGUUAAGAGCUCACAAACAGUACUCGGAAAAUUUAAUGAGAUUGCUCAACAAGUAGGUAUUAAUAGCGGUAGGCGUCUAGUUCUUGACUGUCCGAUGCAAUGGAAUUCAACGUACCUGAUGCUUGAAGCAGCAAUAGAGUACAAGGGUGCCUUUUGUCUUCUGCAAGAGCAUGAUGCAUCCUACACAAAGGCUUUAUCUGAGAUGGAGUGGGAAUGGGCUAGUUCUGUUGCAGGUUACAUUAAGUUUCUUCUUGAGUUUACUAAUAUAGUCAUAGGAAACAAAUAUCCAACUGCCAACAUAUUUUUCCCUGAGAUAUGUGAUAUGCACAUUCAAUUAAAUGAGUGGUGUAAGAGCCCAGAUGAGUUUCUGAGUUCUGUGGCCUUGAAGAUGAAGCUCAAGUUCGACGUCUAUUGGAGCAAGUGCAGCAUGGUUUUAGCCAUAGCAGCAAUUCUGGAUCCUCGUUUUAAAAUGAAGUUAGUUGAAUACUACUUCCAGCAGAUUUAUGGUAGUGCUGCACCUUGUCGUAUCAAAGAAGUUUCUGCUGGCCUCAGGGAACUUUUUAACGAGUACUCCAUGGCCUCUUCCUCACCUGAUGAAGACUCAGGUUUACCUGGUAGCUGCUUACCCAGUUCCAGCAAUAGCUCUCGAGAUAAACUUAAGGGCUUUGACAAGUUCCUAUUUGAAACCUCGCAAAGUCAGAGCAUGUCAUCCGAUCUAGAUAAGUAUCUGGAGGAGCCAGUCUUUCCACGUAAUUAUGAUUUCAGCAUACUGAAUUGGUGGAAAGUACACACACCAAGGUAUCCCAUCUUGUCUAUGAUGGCACGUGAUGUUCUUGGCAUUCCCGUGUCUACUCUAGGACCAGAGGUAGCAUUCAGCAAUGGCGGCAGAGUGCUCGAUCAGUAUCAUAGUUCGCUAAGUCCAGAUACCAGAGAAGCUUUGCUAUGUGGGCAAGAUUGGUUGAGAAUGGAACCAGAAGGAACCACCCUAACUCUGAGCAAUUCUCCCUUACCACUUCCGGUGGAAACAAGUUGACAUGCUCUAUGGUAUGAUCCAUAUCCUCAAUUUCUAGUCGCAGAUUGAGUUCUGAAAUUUCACUGAUCCUCUUACUUGUGAUUCAUGUGAAGUUCGAUAGACUGAGAAAAGCAGAUCGUGCUGACUCUUCCAGUUCUCCCAAAAGUAUAUUAUCCUUUUCCUUGCCGGUGUAGAUCUGUCAGGUGAACACCUAGCGUUGUCCGCCCUGUUUCUAUUUUGCUAAUCCAAAGGAUUGUUGCUUUAAAACUUUACGGGCAUUUGUUAGGGUGCUUGUGAAUCUUUGAUUGGAAAAGUAGAUAAAAAUGUUGAUUGCACCAUUCAUCUGUAUCAACUCCACCACUGAUUUCUUAAUCCUGGGAUGUACAAAUUACGCUGUAUAUCUUCUUGUUUCAUGUGGACUGGUUUUCUU
Messenger RNA from Sesamum indicum (sesame), 3007 nucleotides. RefSeq names its product zinc finger BED domain-containing protein RICESLEEPER 1. The record is from RefSeq and is a predicted model, not a curated record. Lineage: Eukaryota; Viridiplantae; Streptophyta; Magnoliopsida; Lamiales; Pedaliaceae. Gene Ontology annotation, molecular function: DNA binding; protein dimerization activity.